ACUUUCAAGCCAAGCCAUAUAUCCCCACAAAACCCACCAUUUUCAAUACUAAUCGUCAUAUAAAUUAAUACCCAUGUCUUCUCUUUAUUAAUGUAAAAUCCAACAGGCUUACCAAACCACCAGAACCAAUAAAAGAAUGGACAAAAUCUUCUUUACUUCCUUUGUAUGUCUUCUGAUUUUCGCUAUUGGGACUGCAGAAACCAUUUCGUCUGAGAACAUUGCUGUUUUUGAAGAGCUUGAAAGCUUCAACAUAGAAGAAGGAGAUGAUAUUGAAAAUUUUGAAUUGCCAUUCUGGAAGAGUGAACAUGGUAGCAAGGUUCUUGUGAAUGUUGAUGGUUUUGGAGCAGUUGGAGAUGGAGUUUCUGAUGAUACCCAGGCCUUUGUAAAUGCAUGGAAGCAAGCUUGCACUACACCAAGAUCAGUUUUCUUGGUUCCCAUAGGACGCCGUUAUCUUGUAAAUGCAACAAGAUUUAAAGGGCCAUGUGCUGACACGUUAAUUGUUCAGAUUGAUGGAACAAUCAUAGCACCAGACGAACCAAAAAACUGGGAUCCCAAUUACGCCCGAAUUUGGCUUGAUUUUUCCAAUCUGACAGGAGUCCUUUUCCAGGGGGGUGGAGUUAUUGAUGGUUCAGGCAGUAAAUGGUGGGCAGCUUCUUGCAAAAGGAACAAGUCUAAUCCUUGCAAAGGAGCACCAACUGCAUUAACUAUUGAUUCAAGCUCAGCUGUCAAGGUGAAAGGCCUUACUAUACGAAACAGCCAACAGAUGCAUUUCGUAGUUUCCAAAUCGGUUUCUGUGCGGUUGUCUGAUAUACAAAUUUCUGCUCCAGGAGACAGUCCAAACACCGAUGGGAUCCAUAUUACUGGAUCUACAGAUGUUGUUCUCCAGAACUGUAACAUUGGAACAGGGGAUGACUGCAUCUCGAUCGUCAACGGUAGCUCAAAUAUCAAGAUGAAGACAAUCUAUUGUGGACCCGGUCAUGGAAUUAGCAUAGGAAGCUUAGGGAAGGACAACUCCACAGGCUUAGUCACAAAGGUGGUUUUGGAUACAGCAUUCCUCAGGGAGACCGCCAAUGGCCUCCGAAUUAAGACGUGGCAGGGAGGAUCAGGUUAUGUUCGUUCCGUGCGUUACCAAAAUGUGAGGAUGGAGGAUGUUUCAAAUCCCAUUAUUAUUGACCAAUUCUACUGUGACUCCCCGAUUGCUUGUCAGAACCAGACAUCAGCUGUGCAAAUAAGUCAAAUCAUGUACCGGAACAUCAGUGGGACCUCAAAGAGCGAAAGAGCCAUGAAAUUUGCAUGCAGCGACACCUUUCCAUGCAAAAACAUAAUCCUGAACAACAUCAACCUAGAGAAGAAAGAUGGCACUGUUGAGACAUAUUGCAACUCUGCCACCGGGAUUGGUUACGGAUACAUCCAGCCUUCAGCGGAAUGCCUGACUUCCACCGACAAGGACUUCAUUAUUGAGCAGACUCAAGAGGUUAAGCCUGGAAAAACCAGGAGAGAGAAUCUCAUUCAUACUGAGCUUUGACUUGUCUCUAUAUAGGAUAUGUAAUACUAGAUGACUGUCAUUGAGCUAUAAAAUUAAUGAGUAUAGGUUUAUUUGGUUUAAGAGGGCUACGGUCCUGAUGGGUCUAGGUCAAAUAUCAAUGGUGCUAACAUAUUUCAUAUCCGCGAAGGUCCAGAUGGGUCUAGGUCAAAUAUCUUGAUAACAUAUUUCAUAUAUAGACUGGUGGAAGUGCAAUGUACCAAGUACAGGGGUAAAAAUCACCAGAGUGAGCAGUUAUAUGUAAUUUACUUGAAAGGAAUUACGCAGUAUCACUAAUUAUUUUUAUGUAUUUUGAUAGUUCCAUUUAACAUAUUUCUGUAUCUUAAGUUAAUUGAAGGAGGAAGACAAUACCUUACGAUUUAUCAUCAUGCAGCCAAACUUUUAAAUAACCAUAUAGGAGAAGGAUGAAUCAGUUGUACUGCCAUUUUUCUGUUAACUAUGAUGAGUCACUGACACCCGACCUACCAGUGGGCCAUUGAUGGUGUCUUUCUGAAGGACUCAAUUUGUGAAAGCAAGGCUGGUAGUUUGAGACUCUGAGUUGUCUAUUCACAUUGUAUUUCUCUUUCUCUAAAACAAUGAUAACCAAAUUGUAUA
Messenger RNA from Rhododendron vialii, 2137 nucleotides. RefSeq names its product probable polygalacturonase At1g80170. The record is from RefSeq and is a predicted model, not a curated record. The transcript has 8 exons. Gene Ontology annotation, biological process: carbohydrate metabolic process. Gene Ontology annotation, molecular function: polygalacturonase activity. Lineage: Eukaryota; Viridiplantae; Streptophyta; Magnoliopsida; Ericales; Ericaceae. Bases 137 to 1525 code for a protein of 462 amino acids.